AUGUCCUCGUCCUCUGUCAACCUCAAGGCGGUGCCUGGUCGCUUGACCUCUUCGUACAGCGAGGUCCAGGCCAGUCGUCUCGACGUUUCGCUUCCUCUCCCUUCUGUUCUCAAAAGCUCCUUCAGCGUCGUCGAUGGCCCUAAAAGCUCUGCUGCUGGAAACCCAGAAGAGAUAGCCAAGUUGUUUCCUAACCUAUUUGGACAGCCCUCAGCAGUGCUAAAUCCAGGUGGUUCUUCAGUACUUUCAAAGGAUAUAAGUUUGAAGAUUGGAGUGGUUCUCUCUGGAGGACAGGCUCCUGGUGGACACAAUGUCAUUUCUGGGAUUUUUGAUUACUUACAGCACCACACUAGUGGAAGUACAGUGUAUGGAUUUAAGGGUGGUCCGGCAGGUAUCAUGAAGGGUAAAUAUGUUGAAUUGUCUGCGGAAUUUGUGUAUCCUUACAGAAAUCAGGGUGGCUUUGACAUGAUUGCUAGCGGCAGAGACAAGAUCGAAACUCCUGAACAGUUUAAGCAAGCAGAAGAAACAGCAAAGACGCUUGAUUUGGAUGGGCUUGUGGUCAUUGGUGGGGAUGACUCAAAUACUAAUGCUUGCCUUCUAGCUGAAUAUUUCAGGGGUAAAAAUAUCAAGACACGGGUAAUUGGAUGUCCAAAAACCAUUGAUGGUGAUCUGAAAAGCAAAGAAGUGCCCGUCAGUUUUGGAUUUGACACUGCAUGCAAGCUAUAUUCAGAAAUGAUUGGUAAUGUAAUGACAGAUGCCCGUUCAACUGGGAAAUACUACCAUUUUGUAAGGCUUAUGGGGCGUGCAGCUUCUCAUAUAACCUUGGAGUGUGCUCUGGAGACUCAUCCAAACAUUACAAUUAUUGGGGAAGAAGUUGCUGCCAAGAAGCAGACACUCAAGAGUGUAACAGACUAUAUAACUGAUAUAAUGUGCAAACGCUCAGAACUUGGAUUUAAUUACGGUGUCAUACUUAUACCAGAGGGCCUGAUUGAUUUCAUUCCGGAGGUGCAGCAACUAAUUGCAGAGCUUAACGAAAUAUUAGCUCAUGAUGUUGUUGAUGAAGCAGGGGUGUGGAAAAAGAAACUCCAGAGCCAAUCUCAUGAGCUUUUCGAGUUUUUGCCUCCAACAAUUCAGGAGCAACUACUGCUUGAAAGAGAUCCACAUGGGAAUGUGCAGGUUGCCAAAAUAGAGACAGAAAAGAUGCUCCUUCAGAUGGUAGAAACUGAACUGGACAAGCGGAAGCAGGAGGGUAAAUAUAAGCGGGACUUCUUAGGAAAGACCCACUUCUUCGGUUAUGAGGGUAGAUGCGGUUUGCCUACGAACUUUGAUGCAAACUACUGCUAUGCAUUGGGUUUUGGUGCCGGAGCCCUCCUCCAUUCUGGAAAGACUGGGUUGAUUUCCUCUGUGGGAAAUUUGGCUGCUCCAGUGGAGCAAUGGACAGUUGGGGGAACAGCACUGACUUCUUUAAUGGAUGUGGAACGGAGACAUGGGAAGUUCAAGCCUGUGAUUAAGAAAGCAAUGGUGGAACUUGAAGGCGCUCCAUUCAAAAAAUUUGCAUCUUUUCGUGACGAGUGGGCGCUUAAAAAUCGUUAUGUUAAUCCAGGUCCGAUUCAAUUUCUUGGCCCAGCAGCGAAUGCCAUCAACAACACUCUUCUGCUGGAACUCGGAGCACAAGCAUAG
Messenger RNA from Prunus armeniaca (apricot), 1677 nucleotides. The record is from the annotation of a GenBank genome assembly. Lineage: Eukaryota; Viridiplantae; Streptophyta; Magnoliopsida; Rosales; Rosaceae.